Messenger RNA from Verruconis gallopava, 1319 nucleotides. RefSeq lists its product as uncharacterized. The transcript has a single exon. The coding region runs from base 211 to 1233 and encodes 340 amino acids. NCBI's taxonomy places the organism in Eukaryota, Fungi, Ascomycota, Dothideomycetes, Venturiales, Sympoventuriaceae. The record is from RefSeq and is a predicted model, not a curated record. Gene Ontology annotation, molecular function: arylformamidase activity.
CCGAAUGGAGAACAAUCAUACAAAAAUGCGAGCGCACUUCCUAGUGUCCCUGUGACCACCGAAAAAAAAAUCCCCAGCACGCUUCUUGAGCGUAGAAGCGAAAGGCAACCAGCCUUCAUCUAGACGAUUGAGACUAAAAGCCACCCCUCAGGACGUGUAAUCUAUAGAUUCCUGGAUCGCUCCUGAUCGGUGAGAUACCAUUUCUAGGUCAUGGGUGACGCGGUCGAGUCCAUUCACACCGUCCCGUUCGACUCGCUCCCAGAUAAAAGGAGAGUCUGGCACGGAGCACCGGGAUCAAAGGAGGAGGGCCUAGGAAGAUUGGUACUCCUCACCCCUGAAGUCGUUGCCGAAGCUGCCAAAUCAUGCAUCAAGACCGGCCAUCGCGUGUCUCUGAAUUGGGAUUUGACAAAACUUGAGAUCGCAAACUUCAACCGGGCGCCUACUCAACACCUCGUGGUGUCGCUGCUUGGCGGAGUGGCCUAUGACGACGUGUACAUAUUCAAUCCGCAACAGUCCUCGCAGUGGGAUGGGCUGCGGCACUUCUCCGCGCCAUUUCCCACGCCUGAAAACCCAUCGCGGCGGCUUUUCUACGGCGGCGCAACGUCGGCAGAGAUUUCAGACAGAUCCAACACGCGGAUCGGCUUGCAGUACUGGGCAAAAGAAGGAAUUUGUGGUCGAGGGGUGCUCCUGGACUACGUCGAAUAUGCAAAACGGCAUUCGAUCAAAUAUAAGACGCUCUCCGAUCAUUCAAUUCCGCUGAGUGUGCUUCUGGACAUCGCCAAGGAGCAAAAUCUAACUUUUCGCCGGGGAGACAUCCUUUUCGUGCGCAUUGGUUUCACAAAGGAAUGGGACAAUGAGAUGACAGCGGCGGAGAAAGUUGCAUACGCCCAGAAUCCUAAGCCGCAGCACGCCGGCCUGGAGGGUACAGAGGAGAUGCUGAGGUGGAUUUGGAACGAGGGAUUCGCUGCUGUAGCGGGGGAUGCCGUCUCAUUUGAAGUGUACCCUCAAAAGAGGUCAUAUCCAAGAGGCGAAGGCCAGGCUGAGGUGGAAGGCCUGUUCAUGCAUGAAUAUUUACUAGCAGGCUGGGGCAUGCCGAUUGGAGAACUAUUCGAUCUUGAAGAGCUGAGCCGCAGAUGUCAGGAAGAGAACCGUUGGGAUUUCUUUGUGGCCAGCGCGCCGCUUAAUAUGCCGGGUGGAGUAAGUACGCCCCCAAACUGUCUUGCGAUCUUCUGAGAAUGGAGUCUUGUCGUUAUAGAUGGUUGUACCACAUGUGUCAAGAAUAAUAUCGUGACCUCCGACGAAGGAAAAAUCAAUCAAGC